Camponotus floridanus (Florida carpenter ant) is the source of this 876-nucleotide messenger RNA. RefSeq lists its product as uncharacterized. Bases 68 to 751 code for a protein of 227 amino acids. The transcript has a single exon. The record is from RefSeq and is a predicted model, not a curated record. Lineage: Eukaryota; Metazoa; Arthropoda; Insecta; Hymenoptera; Formicidae.
AACUUCCUGAAUCGCUAGUCUGCAACAAGGAAUUAUACUCUUUACACUCGAGAAAUCUGUGGAUAAAAUGGAACGCUUUAGUAUCUUCUUCGUUCUCUGCUCUCUCGCAAUUCUAGUGGCAUCGGCAUCCACCAGCUCGUCAACGACAACUGAAACUUCGAGGAGCAAUGGAUACGACACAAGAAACAUUAUCGAAAAACCUCAGGCAAAUAUACUAAAGUCAAAGAGUGUAAAGAAUAAUUCUGAAUGUUCUUUGGUGAGCCAGAGCAACAUGAAAGGUGCGGUUCAAAUUGGAGAACAGCCUGCGACUUUAUAUUUAAAUAAAAUAUCAAAUGCAACCACAAUUCCAACCGUCAGCUUGUCGGACAACUAUACGAAGGAUGUAAAACGGAUUGAGAACCGGGAAGAUGAUGCGUCUCCGUCAAAUCACAAAAAUCGAUCGGAUGAUAUACUGGAUCUUUCUAAUAUAAUAUUGGCUCGACUGACUCGCCAGGCUGAAAAAAGCAAUACAGGUUCCUCUAAUCCUUCAUCGGUCGAGAACAUCGCCGAGUCUGACAUCGAGAGCGAAAAUAUUGGUUCAUCGCGAGAAAGAUCGAACCUCGAGGGUGAUCUUAACGUAGCUGAAGAUAGAUAUCGGUUUCAAUAUCCUUAUUGGAAUCGAGGGCAGUUUGCAAAUCAAAGAUAUCGGGCAAACGAUAGAAGGGAACCUUUUCCUAAUUACUUGAAAUAUCCUGUAUUUCCAGGAAAAUAAAUUCUAAAGAUUUGAUUUUUUUUUCUCGUUCUUUAAAGAAGAUUUGUAUAUAAUCAACUUUUUACAGUGGACAUGUUCUGAAAAAUAAUGUAAUGGAAAAAAAAUCUUUUUAGAAGAAUAUUGCG